UAAAAAAAUAGGGGUCAUCGCGUUCCUUCCACUCCUCUGGUUUAUCUGUUCUUCUGGAGCGCUGCUCAAGCGAUCUUUAGCUGAAAGCUUUCUCCUCUGCCGGUUCUCCUUGCUGUUCUGUGGAAACUACGUGUUGUUUCUCCUCCAGAAAUGGCGAUGAAAGCGCCAAUUAGGGGAUUGAGCAUGGUGCCAUCUCCAUCUUCUUCUUUGUGCCCUCCUCCUAAGAUGGUUCUGGUCCGCUGUCCUCCUUUGAGGACCUCCUUCUUCAAUGGUGGAGUGGGAAGGUUAAAAGCCAUGGGGAUUCAAACAUCCAAUUGCAAUGCACUAAAAUGUGUUGGGCGUGGUGGUGGAGCUCUUGGAGCGCAAAUGAAUCUUUUUGACCGCCUAGCGAGAGUAAUCAAGUCAUAUGCAAAUGCAAUCCUUAGUUCCGUGGAGGAUCCAGAAAAAAUUUUGGAUCAAGCAGUUCUUGAAAUGAAUGAUGACUUGACAAAGAUGCGCCAAGCGACAGCCCAGGUUUUAGCUUCUCAAAAAAGGAUGGAGAAUAAGUAUAAAGCUGCUCAACAAGCUUCUGAUGAUUGGUAUCGGAGGGCUCAACUUGCUCUUGCGAAAGGAGAUGAUGAUCUUGCUCGUGAGGCACUUAAGCGACGGAAGUCCUAUGCUGAUAAUGCCAACUCUUUGAAAGCUCAGUUAGAACAACAGAAAAGCGUGGUUGACAAUUUAGUUUCUAACACUCGGCUUUUGGAGAGCAAGAUACAGGAGGCAAGGUCUAAGAAAGAUACACUAAAGGCUCGGGCACAAUCUGCAAAGACUGCAACAAAAGUUAGCGAGAUGUUGGGAAAUGUCAAUACUAGUAGCGCUCUUUCAGCAUUUGAGAAGAUGGAGGAAAAGGUUAUGGCAAUGGAGUCCCAAGCAGAGGCCCUUAACCAGCUUACUACUGAUGAUCUCGAAGGAAAGUUUGCAUCACUUGAGAGUUCUUCGGUGGAUGAUGAUCUGGCUAAGCUGAAAAGAGAACUAUCAGGGAAAUCACUGAAAGGAGAGCUUCCUGCUGGUAGAACGGCAAUCAGCAGCUCAAGUGGAGCAUUUCCUUUCCGAGAUAUAGAGAUUGAGAAUGAACUUAAUGAGCUGAGAAGGAAGUCCAAGGAAUUAUAGAUUACCAUUUGGCAGCUUAGAAGUUCUUUGCAUAUUUUCAGUGCUGCAGCUCAAUCAAAAUGUGCAGCAGUUCUUAUGCUGUUUAUGGAUCUGAUUGCUGCAUUGUUUGAUUAGAAAAUAUACAAAUGGCACAUAAAUGGAUGUACAUUGGCAUCAAAAUUUUUGUAAAAUAACGAACUUUUAGCUUCUUUUUUCUUGUUUAAUGUAAAACUGGCGUACCAAGUACAUGAUGCUUCUGCAAAAUCAUUCUUGCAUUGUUAAAA
Dendrobium catenatum is the source of this 1412-nucleotide messenger RNA. RefSeq names its product probable membrane-associated 30 kDa protein, chloroplastic. The record is from RefSeq and is a predicted model, not a curated record. NCBI's taxonomy places the organism in Eukaryota, Viridiplantae, Streptophyta, Magnoliopsida, Asparagales, Orchidaceae. The transcript is spliced from 11 exons. The coding region runs from base 151 to 1149 and encodes 332 amino acids.